AUGGAGCUGGCGACGAUGGUGACGCUGACGCUGCUGGCCCUCUCGGCGGCGGCGCUGGUGCGGCUGCUGGUGGAGCGGUCCCGGCGGCGGCGGUGCUAUCUGGUUGACUACGUGUGCUACAAGGGGACGGACGACCGCAAGCUCCCCACGGAUCUGUGCGGCGAGAUCAUCCAACGGAACAAGCUGCUGGGGCUGGAGGAGUACAAGUUCCUGCUCAAGGUCAUCGUCAACUCCGGCAUCGGCGAGGAGACGUACGGCCCGCGCAACAUCAUCGCGGGGGGCGACGCGAGCCCCGACCGCGUCGCCGAGGGCAUGGAGGAGAUGGACGAGACGUUCCACGCCGUGCUCGACGAGCUGUUCGCCAGGUCAGCCGCGCCGGGCGGGCUGGGCCUGCGCCCCGCCGACGUGGACCUGCUCGUCGUGAACGUGUCCAUGUUCUCCCCGGCGCCGUCCCUGUCGGCGAGGGUGGUGCGCCGCUACGGCCUCCGGGAGGACGUGAAGGUGUUCAACCUCACCGGCAUGGGCUGUAGCGCCACCCUCAUCGCCCUCGACCUCGCCAACAACUUCUUCAGAACGCACGCGAACAAGGUGGCGCUGGUGAUGACGUCGGAGUCGAUCGCGCCCAACUGGUACCCGGGGAACAGGCGCUCCUUCAUGCUGGGGAACUGCCUCUUCCGCUCCGGCGGCUGCGCCUACUUCCUCACCAACUCGCCGCGGCUGCGCCCCCACGCCAAACUGCGCCUCCGCCACGUCGUGCGCACGCACACGGGCGCCUCCGACGAGGCCUACAACUGCGCGCUCCAGAUGGAGGACGACGCCGGCCGCCCCGGCUUCCACCUCGGCAAGGAGCUCCCCCGUGCCGCCGUGCACGCCUUCGUCAAGAACCUCCGCGUGCUGUCGCCCCGCGUGCUCCCGCUCCCGGAGCUCCUCCGCCUCGCCUACGCCACGCUCUCGGCGCGCUUCCUCACGCGCACCAACAAGAAGAAGCCCUCCUCCGCGCUCACCAUCCGGAUGAAGGCCGGGGUGGACCACUUCUGCGUGCACACCGGCGGCGCCGCCGUCAUCGACGGCGUCGGCAAGGGGCUCACCCUCACGGAGCACGACAUCGAGCCGUCGCGCAUGACGCUGCACCGCUUCGGCAACACCUCGGCCAGCAGCGUCUGGUACGUGCUCUCCUACAUGGAGGCCAAGAAGCGGCUCAACAAGGGCGACCGCGUGCUCAUGCUCACCUUCGGCGCCGGGUUCAAGUGCAACAGCUGCGUCUGGACGGUGGAGAGGCCCGGCACCGACGCCGGCGUGUGGGCGGACUGCAUCCACGAGUACCCGCCCAAGGAGAUCAGGAACCCAUUCAUGGAGAAGUACGGCUUCGUCAAGGACAUGAGCGCCUUGUGA
Triticum turgidum subsp. durum (durum wheat) is the source of this 1392-nucleotide messenger RNA. Lineage: Eukaryota; Viridiplantae; Streptophyta; Magnoliopsida; Poales; Poaceae. The record is from the annotation of a GenBank genome assembly.